AUGAAUUUGCCGAGCAGAACGAGCUGGAUAUAUCUCCUGGUCGUGCUGCUGGAGUGUUUCUGGGAAGCGGUGUCUGGGCAGCUGUCUUACUCCGUCUCAGAGGAGGUCAAUCUGGGGACUGUUGUCGGAAAUAUCGCUAAAGAUCUGAACAUCAAUGUUCAGGAUUUGGAGCCCCGCAUGUUUCAGAUCGUUGCAGGAUCUAAGAGGAAAUACUUCGAGGUAAAUCUAAAGACUGGUGCCCUGUACGUUAACGAGAGAAUAGACAGAGAGGAGCUCUGCGGCGACGAGAACAAAUGUUCCCUCAGUGUAGAAGCAGUCAUUAAUAACCCUUUAAAACUGUACCGGAUUGAAAUCAUAAUCUUAGACGUGAAUGAUAAUUCACCGUCAUUUCUCAGCUCAUCACAGGAAAUUAACAUAACUGAGAACACAGCUGCAGCGGCUAAAUUCCCAUUGCAAAAGGCUCACGAUGCAGAUGUUGGUCAAAAUACUGUUAAUAGCUACAAGCUUAGCCACAAUGAACAUUUCUCUCUCGCUACACAUAAAGGAGAUAGUAUAUCUGUUGAAUUACUGCUUCAGAAAGUUUUAGACAGUGAAAAACAAUCCUUGAUUCGACUCAUACUGACUGCUAUUGAUGGAGGAACUCCAGCUAAAUCUGGCACAAUGGUCAUAAUAGUGAAUAUUUUGGACAUUAAUGAUAACGCUCCUGUAUUCAGUCAAACUCUGUACAAAGCUAGUGUGUAUGAGAACGCCAAGAUUGGAACAUCGAUAAUAACACUGAAUGCUACUGACUUAGAUCCAGGCCAAAAUGGGAAAAUAGUGUACUCAUUAAGUAAAAUAGACCGUUUGACCAAAACGGAUCUGUUUGCUAUAGAUGAAAAAACUGGGACUAUAGUAAACAAGAACACUAUAGACUUUGAAGAGAACAAUGCUUUUGAGAUUCGAGUACAAGCAAGUGACGGAGCUUCCUCACCGAUGACCUCACAUGCAAAAUUAUUGAUUGAAGUUUUAGACGUCAAUGACAAUGCCCCUCACAUUUCAGUGACUUCUCUGUUAAACACCGUGAAGGAGGAUGCAGCCCUAGGCACCGCCAUUGCACUUGUUUCAGUAUUUGAUAAAGACGGAGGUAAAAAUGGGAUAGUGAACUGUAAAAUGUCCAAUAAUGUUCCUUUUAAAUUAGAGUCUAAUUACAAGAAUUACUAUUCGUUGGUGGUGGACGGUCCUCUCGACAGAGAGAGUGCGUCUCAAUACAACAUCAGUAUCACUGCUACUGAUGAGGGCAGCCCACCUCUCUCCAGCACGAGCGUUAUUAAUGUGCACGUCUCAGAUGUAAAUGAUAAUAAACCUCUAUUCACAGAAAACAUAAUCAAUGUAUAUGUGAAAGAAAACAGUCCGGUAGGAGCAGUUAUAAAAACCGUUUCAGCCAUUGAUGCAGACAACAAUCAAAAUGGUCAGGUGAGCUAUUCCAUUUUACAAAGUAACAGUAACUCGUUGCCUCUCUCUAUAAUGGUGAACAUAAACUCAGAGACUGGAGAUAUAGUCAGCCUGCAGUCUUUUAACUAUGAGGAGUUAAACACGUUUCAGUUUAAAGUCCAGGCCACAGACUCUGGUGUUCCUCCUCUCAGCAGCAACGUGACUGUGAACGUUUUAAUUCUGGAUGAAAAUGACAAUAAUCCAACUAUUCUCGCGCCCUAUUCUGAGCAUGGCUCCGUUAACAGUGAGAGCAUCCCCUAUUCUGCUGAGGCGGGAUACUUUGUGGCAAAGAUCAGGGCUGUAGACGCAGACUCUGGAUACAAUGCGCUGCUUUCUUAUCACCUCUCUGAGCCCAAAGGAAACAACCUCUUCCGGAUCGGAACCAGCAGCGGAGAAAUCAGGACUAAAAGGAGAAUGAGUGACAAUGACCUGAAAACUCACCCCUUGGUGGUGUUGGUUUCUGAUAACGGAGAACCCUCCCUGUCAGCUACUGUGUCUAUUGAUGUGGUGGUGGUUGAAAGCACAGCUGACAUCCAGACUCAGUUCAGACAUGUGCCCACAAAGGAGGAGAGCUUCUCAGAUUUUAACCUGUAUCUGCUGAUCGCCAUUGUGUCGGUGUCAGUGAUCUUUCUGCUGAGCCUCAUCAGUUUAAUAGCUGUCAAAUGCCACAGGACAGACGGCAGUUUCAGCAGGUACAGCGCCCCAAUGAUCACCACCCACCCUGACGGGAGCUGGUCUUACUCUAAAUCUACUCAGCAGUACGACGUGUGUUUCAGCUCAGACACAAUGAAGAGUGACGUAGUGGUUUUCCCCGGACCGUUUCCGCCUGUAGAUGGUGAACUGAUCAGUAUUAACGGAGGAGACACUUUUACCAGAACUCAGACUUUACCCAACACAGACAAGGUAAGACAUUAA
Trematomus bernacchii (emerald rockcod) is the source of this 2385-nucleotide messenger RNA. Its product is annotated as protocadherin alpha-8-like. NCBI's taxonomy places the organism in Eukaryota, Metazoa, Chordata, Actinopteri, Perciformes, Nototheniidae. Gene Ontology annotation, molecular function: calcium ion binding. The record is from RefSeq and is a predicted model, not a curated record. Gene Ontology annotation, cellular component: plasma membrane. Gene Ontology annotation, biological process: homophilic cell-cell adhesion.